Molecule: messenger RNA, 2747 nt
Organism: Otolemur garnettii (small-eared galago)
Lineage: Eukaryota; Metazoa; Chordata; Mammalia; Primates; Galagidae
Gene: MAB21L2
Product: mab-21 like 2
Exons: 1
Coding region: 1112-2191 (359 amino acids)
Source: RefSeq, a predicted model, not a curated record
AGAGGGGAGAGAGAGUGAGGGGAAGAGGAGAGAGAGGGAGGGAGAGGAAGAGAGAGAGCGAGAGCACAGAGGCGAGGGAGAGGGGGAGAGAGACCUCAAGGGAGAAGGGGAAAGGGGAGGAGGGAAAGAGGAGAGCCUGAGGUCGGAGGGGAGUAGGGAGAGACGACUCAGAAAGUGGAAUCUGUACAAGCAGCCUACAGGAGGAGAAGAAAAACCCUGAAUCGUUAUAACUACACCCCAGAUGAAACGCAAGCAACGACUCCAUCACACUAAAACAGAUUUUGUGAGGGCCAAAAGUAUAAAUUACGAAGCAGAAAUGAAUAUCAAACAACUUAUAGCGGUUUGCACCUAAAGACAAGAAGAACCCACUACAAACAAAUCAACCCAGUCCAAACAACGCCUCCAGUAGGAAAAGAGGAAAACUGCGACGACAACACUACCCCCUAAGAAGAGACAAGACCAACACGCUGAGACUGUGGGGAGUCCUCAAACCUCCGAGAGAGUGCCGCGGACUGAGCUGCGCUACGUGGCUGUCUGGGCAUUAAUUACAUCCUUCAACGACCAUUCAGGGGAGGGUGAGGAGUAAGGCUCUCUCCUACCUGGGUGAGGAAGUCCUACCAGCGUAGGAACAGAAGUUUAAGAAUGAACCACUAAAUGUUUUGCGUUUAUUUUUAAAUUUACUUUGGCACUUAAAAGACUUCAUAGUUCCAGAUUUCUGGGCAAUCUCGGCUGUGGACAUCUAAGCCUAACCUUUUGGUAACCUGAAUUUUUCUCUCUCUCCUCUACCUCCAUCCCGCCCCACUCACCGUCAAUUUUAUUUGCAUAUCAAGAGAAAGCAAAAUAGUCCCAGAAGGUACUUUUCUUUUUCAAAAAUUGCCAUUUUCUAAUUUUCUGCAAAAGAAAACGAUUUUGAAAGAGAGAAAAGAAAAAGCCAGCCGGCUACAGCAUCAGGCGGUCAGCCCAGGUGGAAAACCAGAGUGAAAGUGGGGCUUAACCCAGAGCCCACCGCCUCUUUCAAAAGCCAAGCCGCAGGGCCACCACCAGUGCGUGAGCCUUGGAUCCCUCAACGUAUUGCGAGACGCCGGUGUAUAGCCCGGACCUGUGCCCAAACAUGAUUGCCGCUCAGGCCAAGCUGGUCUACCAGCUCAAUAAAUACUACACUGAGCGCUGCCAGGCGCGAAAGGCGGCCAUCGCCAAGACCAUCCGAGAGGUCUGUAAGGUGGUCUCGGACGUGCUAAAGGAAGUGGAGGUGCAGGAGCCUCGCUUCAUCAGCUCCCUGAGUGAGAUCGAUGCCCGCUACGAGGGGCUCGAGGUCAUCUCGCCCACUGAAUUCGAGGUGGUGCUCUACCUAAACCAGAUGGGCGUCUUCAACUUCGUGGACGACGGCUCGCUGCCCGGCUGCGCCGUGCUCAAACUGAGCGAUGGGCGGAAGCGGAGCAUGUCUCUCUGGGUCGAGUUCAUCACAGCGUCGGGCUACCUCUCAGCGCGCAAGAUCCGCUCUCGCUUCCAGACGCUGGUGGCCCAGGCGGUGGACAAGUGCAGCUAUCGGGAUGUGGUCAAGAUGAUCGCCGACACCAGUGAGGUCAAGCUGCGCAUCAGGGAGCGCUACGUGGUGCAAAUCACUCCGGCGUUCAAGUGCACAGGGAUUUGGCCUCGAAGCGCGGCACAGUGGCCCAUGCCUCACAUCCCGUGGCCUGGCCCCAACAGGGUGGCGGAGGUCAAGGCCGAAGGGUUCAACUUGCUUUCCAAGGAGUGCUACUCGCUGACUGGCAAGCAGAGCUCGGCGGAGAGCGACGCCUGGGUGCUGCAGUUCGGAGAGGCGGAGAACCGCCUGCUUAUGGGCGGCUGCAGAAACAAGUGUCUCUCGGUGCUGAAGACCCUGCGGGACCGCCACCUGGAGCUGCCCGGCCAGCCGCUCAAUAACUACCACAUGAAGACGCUGCUGCUGUACGAAUGCGAAAAACACCCGCGGGAAACGGACUGGGACGAGUCGUGCCUGGGCGACCGGCUCAACGGCAUCCUGCUGCAGCUCAUCUCCUGCCUGCAGUGCCGCCGCUGCCCUCACUACUUUCUGCCCAACCUCGACCUCUUUCAGGGCAAGCCCCAUUCGGCCCUGGAAAGCGCUGCCAAGCAGACCUGGAGGUUGGCCAGGGAAAUUCUCACCAAUCCCAAAAGCCUGGACAAACUAUAGGGUGCUUGGGGACUGCUUGAAAAGCGACAAAACCGGGCGUGCUCUCUCAAACACACAACACGUAACUGAGCGAUCAACAGCAGAAACUUAAGACACAAACUUUAUGUAAGUCACCUGAGAGGAAAAGGAAUCAGGCGGAAGACCUUCAUUAAUUAAGAAACAGAGAGCAAACUAACCAAAACAAAUCAUGUUCUUGCACAAAAGUGAUCAUUUUCUUCCAAACAAUGUGAAUUUAAAGGGUCACACAAAAGAAGCAAUCGGGCUUUACCACCACAAAAUGAAACCCAAGGUACAUUUUCAAAUCAAUGUAUAAUAGUUUUCCCCCUUUUCUUUCUCUCUCUUUCUCUCUCGUUUUUUUUUUUUUUGGUUGCCUGAAUGUCACCAAGUGAAAAAUUAUUUAACUAUAUGUAAAAUGUCUCUUUUAAAAAAAGUUUUACUGAUGUUAAAUGUAUCUCAGUGCCAAUGUCAGAUUGUGCCCCUGCCUUUCUUGCACCUCUACCCUUACCCUAAGCCCUCUUGUUGAAGACAGUAAUAAAAAUAUUACUUUACAUUGUAA